CCUCAUCCCGAAACUAUUAAUUAUCUACAAUGAAUAGUGAAUAGAAACUACAUACGUCUGGACAUGUUUUAAAUAGAAACGCCAUGUGUGAUAACUGUUUUAUCGCUGUUUGUUUGUUUAAUCCGGUGUAUGAUUUAAAUUACAUGGUUGCUAAAUGUCCAACUACAUUUUCUUGUGUACUGUAGUGUAGUCAUUUUCAAAGCGACUUGUUUUGGCCAGAGGAUUUCACAUGGCGUUUAUCAGUCAUACUAUAGGGAGGCAUACGUUAGGAUAUUGGCUGUAUUUCAUGAUCUGUUUUUUGUUUAGUUUUAUUGUGUUUUUUUUUUAUCUCUUAGGUAAUUCGUGUAUUUUGUUAUUGGAAUAGCCACUUUAAUGGUAUUUUUUUCUCUGACAGACAUUAACCAGAAAUGUACAUUUUGAAUCAUGUUAUUUUAAUUAUUUGUUAAUUUAUUGCAGUUACUGGCAAGAGUGAGUUUGAUCAAAGUAGGGAGGAGGUUAAAACAAAUUGAAGGAAAAAAGUAGGAAGAUGUUUUCCGUUUCGAUCUAAUGCAGCGUUAAUUAUGAUUCCGAUAAAAUAGUGAUGUUUAAUACGCGUAUAUAAAUAUAAUUGCAAUUACCAAUUUAAUUUCUUAAACCUUCGAUUAAAAUCAACCAGCAAUACUUGAUUUUGACUCAAAGGGCCGCUGUGUAUCAAGGAUGCUUCGAUUUUGCACUUUUGUGCCCCACAUCCACCCACCCACAGCAACUCCUAGACGAGAGAAAGAAAGGAUUUUAUUUCGCAUAGGAUUUACGUGCGCAGUGUUGAAAGAGUCUUUUACAUAUUUGUAAACGGGCUUACGGUGGAUUUACACUCGUUGCGAGGAUAUUAAUACUGGAUCGCAUUGUUCUUUCUGAGGAUCUCAGGCGUCGCGGAGAAAAUGGCAGUGAUGUGGCACACAGUAUUGUUUUUCAUCCUCCUUUCUUCUCGCUCCGUGCUCGGGCAAGUCAGCUACUCCAUGACGGAGGAAAUGCCAAAAGGUUCAGUAAUUGGAAAUAUUGCUCAGGAUUUGGGUCUGGAUGUAAAAAGGUUAAAUUCUGGGAAAGCACGAAUUCAUACAGUGGAUAGCACGGAAUACAUCGCGCUGAAUAAAGAAAGAGGAAUGCUCCUUAUAAAAGAAAAAAUAGAUCGAGAGACGCUUUGCGCAACAAAGACUCCGUGCGCUCUACAUAUUCAAAUGAUUCUUGAAAACCCGAUGGAAUUGUAUACAAUAACUAUCGAAAUCACGGACACUAAUGAUAAUGCGCCAUUGUUCCAGACGGAGGAAAUCAGGAUUGAAAUAAGCGAGGCGGCUGUACCGGGAGCGAGAUUCAUGUUAGAGAGAGCAAUGGAUGCUGACGUCGGUACUAACGGCCUUCAGAGCUACUCACUUAAACCGACAGAUCAUUUUGCUUUAGAACUGGAAACUCAUGGAGACGGAGGUAAAAAUGUAGAAAUGGUUUUACAAAAACCACUCGAUAAAGAAAAGAAGGAAAGGCUUACAUUGUUAUUAACAGCGAUGGAUGGAGGUGAACCGGUUCUGUCUGGUACUGUACAGAUACACGUGACUGUUCUAGAUGUAAAUGAUAACGCUCCUGUCUUUACACAAAAAAUAUAUAAAGCCUCAAUAAUCGAAAACUCACCAAAAGGUACUAAAUUGACAACCGUGAGCGCAUCUGAUGCUGAUGAAGGAACAAACGGACAGGUGACUUAUUACAUUUCAAACACAGAUAAGAGUGUGAAAGAUGUGUUUAACCUAAAUGAAGAUGAUGGCGAAAUAACACUAAAAGGACACAUCGACUAUGAAACUAAAAGCAAUUAUCAACUUGACAUUCAAGCCAGGGACCAAGGCGGUCUCUCGGACUCAUGCAAGAUAAUUGUUGAUGUCUUGGACAUAAACGACAAUAAACCAACUCUUUCUAUUCUAUCCAUGGCUAGCUCCAUAACAGAAAACUCGCUAACAGGAAAUAUAGUUGCAAUGAUUAACGUAAAUGACCCAGACUCGGAAGCAAAUGGCAAAGUUCAGUGUGAAAUCAGUGAUAAUAUUCCAUUUACUAUCACAUCUCCAUCUAACACAGUUUUUGCACUGCGCACAGAUCAGGAAUUGGAUAGAGAGAGAGAAGCUGAGUAUAAUAUCACCGUGACUUGCUCUGAUGAGGGAGUUCCCUCACUUUCCAGCAGCACUUCUCUCCGUUUACACAUAUCAGAUGUAAAUGACAACGCGCCUGUGUUUGAGAGAAAGAAUUACGAGGCCUAUGUUGUGGAGAACAACACACCAGGUCUCUCUAUAUUCACAGUGAAGGCCAGUGAUGCAGACUCCAAGCAGAAUGCUCGAGUUUCUUAUAUUUUAGAAGAGAGCACUGUCAAUGGAGUUCCUGUGUCAUCAUAUGUGUCAGUCAGUGCCGAUAGUGGAGUCAUUAAUGCAGUGCGCUCUUUCGACUACGAGCAGUUAAAGGACUUCCAUUUCCGCGUCAGAGCGCAGGACGGAGGCUCCCCUCCACUCAGUAGUAACGUGACAGUAAAAAUUACAAUCCAAGAUCAGAAUGACAACGUGCCUCAGGUUCUCUAUCCAGUACCGACUGGUGGCUCUGUGGUGGCUGAGAUUGUGCCUCGUUCAGCAGAUGUCGGCUAUCUGGUCACUAAAGUGGUGGCUGUUGAUGUGGACUCUGGACAGAAUGCCUGGCUCUCCUACAAACUCCAGAAAGCCACAGACAGGGCGCUGUUUGAAGUGGGAGCGCAGAAUGGAGAGAUACGAACUGUGCGCCAGGUCACUGAUAAAGAUGCUGUCAAACAAAAACUCACUGUAAUUGUGGAGGAUAACGGACAGCCAUCUCGCUCAGCUGUAGUGAACAUCAAUGUAGCUGUAGCGGACACUUUCCCUGAAGUGCUCUCAGAAUUCACCGACUUUACGCACACCAAACAAUAUAACGAUGACCUCACCUUUUAUUUAAUUUUAGCAUUAGCUGCUGUUUCUUUCCUUUUCAUCACAACUUUAGUAGUUAUAAUAUCAGUAAAGAUCUACAGGUGGAGACAAUCGCGCGUCUUCCAUCACUCCAAUCUCCCAGUUAUUCCGUACUAUCCACCCGGUUACGCAGACACAGGAGUUACUGGAACUCUGCCGCACAUGUAUAAUUAUGAUGCUUGUAUGACGACUGACUCGAGGAAGAGUGGCUGUAAAUAUUCUACACUUGGAGGACAAAGUGUUUUAGUGAUGGACCCGAGAUUUACAGAGACUAUGCAGCGCGUAAUGAAGGAAAAUAAUCUUUUGGAUGAGGCUGAUUCUCCAGAGUUGGUAAGGGCUUGUUUAUAG
Ictalurus furcatus (blue catfish) is the source of this 3326-nucleotide messenger RNA. Its product is annotated as protocadherin gamma-A8-like. Gene Ontology annotation, biological process: homophilic cell-cell adhesion. The transcript has a single exon. Gene Ontology annotation, cellular component: plasma membrane. The coding region runs from base 918 to 3326 and encodes 802 amino acids. The record is from RefSeq and is a predicted model, not a curated record. Gene Ontology annotation, molecular function: calcium ion binding. Lineage: Eukaryota; Metazoa; Chordata; Actinopteri; Siluriformes; Ictaluridae.